AUGAGCCCAAUGCCUGGCUGCGAGACGAACGACACGCCAAGCACUGCAGCACGCGUCGCUGACGACGGUCACGAAAGGGCCGCUGCACCGAGAGCUGCAGCUGCUGCGACACCAGCUGCGCCAGCGGCUGCAAUUAAUGUCGACUCUAUUGCUCACGAAAGGAGCGAAUACUCGGACAUCAACGGACGGAUUCUUACUGCUCUCGAGAACAUGACGAGCCGCAUGGACCGACUUGAGAUGUCGCAGAUGCAUAUCGAUGAACACGAGCGCCUACGCGGCGCCAUCGACAGUGGACUGUUUUACUCCGCUCUUGGCAGAGGGAUUGGUGGAGGACCAAUGAACCGCGAAGCACUCGGGUUCAUGCCGCCUAGACGAUCGCCUGAGCCGCCAGCAGCUCCGCGGCCACGUCUGCGAGCUCCGGUUAUGAGACAAUCGUUGUUCGAGCCUCUCGGUUUUCGAGUAGCGCCAGGGCAGCAGCAGCAACAGGCCCCGGCGAUGCAACAAGCCUACGCACAGCAAGCGUAUGCGCCAAUGCAACAACAGGCAGCGACAGCACCGGUUGCUGCACCUGCGCCAGUAUCGGACGCUAUACACGCGUCAGCGCAAGCUCGCGAUCCGAAAGUUUGA
Molecule: messenger RNA, 627 nt
Organism: Peronospora farinosa
Lineage: Eukaryota; Oomycota; Peronosporomycetes; Peronosporales; Peronosporaceae
Source: the annotation of a GenBank genome assembly